This is a messenger RNA of Acaulospora colombiana, 3348 nucleotides long. NCBI's taxonomy places the organism in Eukaryota, Fungi, Glomeromycota, Glomeromycetes, Diversisporales, Acaulosporaceae. The record is from the annotation of a GenBank genome assembly.
AUGAGCACGGUAUAUGAUGACAAUCCUUCCCUAGCGCAAAGGGAUGCUUGGGCGAGAGAACAAUCGGAGUUAAAGUUGAGAUUAAUCGAGGUCGAUGAUCUAAGUUUCAAAAGGAUCACUUUGGAUAAAGACGGGAUGGUGGAAUUUGAGGGAUUAAAUUUUAUCGGGGGUGUGGAUGUCAGUUUUAUUGAGAAUAAUGAACAAGAUGCUGUAGCGUCUUUGGUGGUCCUAAAAUAUCCGAGCCUCGAUGUAAUUUAUGAGGAUUUUAGAAUGGUUAAAUUGAAACUUCCAUAUAUUGCUGGUUUUCUGGCAUUUCGCGAGGUCAAACCUUUGGUCGAAUUACUUAGUACUCUUCGGCAAACAAAUCCCACGAUCUACCCCCAGGUAAUAUUAGUUGACGGUAAUGGCACACUUCAUCCAAGACGAUUUGGAUUGGCUAGUCAUCUAGGGGUUCUAGCGAAUGUUCCUACGGUUGGUGUCGGAAAAAAUUUUUUACACAUCGAUGAUGGCGACAAGAUGUCCAUGAGUUACGUAAAAAGCACGGUCAAAGAAUCUCUGAGAAAAGGAGGCGACUCUUAUCUUCUCCGAGGGGAUUCGGGAGCCGUACGGAGCCUGGAGAGUACAACCAAUCCAAUAUAUGUUUCAAUUGGGCACCGGAUAAGUCUAGAGACUGCCGUUCAUUUAGUAUUGAAGUGCUGUCGAUAUCGCAUUCCAGAGCCCAUAAGACAAGCUGAUUCUUCUUCAUCGGUUUCAGGUUCGGCAUCGUCCUAUAAUCGAAAUACUAUAUUAAUUAAUCAGGACAGUGGUAAAGCAUUUACGGAGAAUAUAUGUAAUCUUACAUCUGGCACAUUGUUAUCUGCUUCCGCUUUAUACUCGGAUUCUUUGUAUAGAUCAAAUUCUUUAGGUUCGCUGGGGGAUUUGGUUUGGAAUGAAUCCUGCUCUAGGCUUUUGUCUUCAGAUGAAAUUGACCAGACAUUGUGUUCUGACAUUAAGGAAGUCGAAGAUGUUAUUGAAGAUGUCAAUCUUUUUGUUUCAAGAUGGGACGAUGAAGAAUUCGUAAUUACAUUCGCGAUUCUAUUAGUUGAAGGUUCCAAUUACAAGACAAGACGUAUACCGGAACUUCAACUUACAGCGGUGCGGCUCGUCCACGAGGCCACUGGUGCGGAACACUUGCACAUAGCACGCGAGGAUGAUAACAAUGUUUUCGGUGUAGGAUUUUCUACCCCACCCACGGAUAGCAGUGGAACGCCCCACAUUUUGGAACACACGACGCUUUGUGGCAGCAAAAAAUUUCCCGUGAGGGAUCCAUUCUUCAAGAUGUUAAAUCGCAGCUUGGCCAAUUUCAUGAAUGCAUUUACAGCCGAUGAUUACACCAUAUAUCCAUUUUCUACCACGCAUCGGCUGGAUUACGAGAAUUUGAGAGAUGUUUACAUGGACUCGACGUUUCAUCCAAACUUAAGGGAGCUCGAUUUCAGACAAGAAGGAUGGAGAUUGGAACAUCAGGUUCCGCAGGAUAGGUCGACGCCUUUGCAAUUCAAAGGGGUGGUGUAUAACGAGAUGAAAGGACAGAUGUCGGAUGUGGGAUACCUAUUUUGUUCGCAAGUUCAGAAACACAUGUUUCCGGGAACUUCAUACGAGCAUAAUAGCGGCGGCGAACCGAGACAUAUUACGGAUUUAACAUACGAGGAACUUUUGAGGUUUCACCGAUUUCAUUAUCAUCCAAGCAAUGCAAAGUUCUAUACCUAUGGAAACUUUCCCCUAGAAGAACAUCUGACGGUUAUUGACGAUAAGAUAAAGGGGUUCGGGAAAUCAAAACCCGACAAGGGUGUCAAGUCUCCCAAUUCGUCCGAAUUCCCAAAGAGAGUGAAAAUUUCUGGACCUCUCGAUCCAAUGAAUAGUCCUGAAAAACAGACUUGGUUUUCCAUUUCCUAUUUGGCAUGCGACACAAACGCAAGUUAUCACAAUAAUCCUUAUUCCGUUUUGACGACAUCGUUGGACGUAUUCGAGUCAUUCGCGCUGAGAAUGUUUGCCUAUCUGUUGCUGGAUGGACACGCAUCGCCAAUGCAUAAAGCAUUGAUAGACACAAAUAUAGGUUCUGGAUUUUCUGAUAACACGGGAUACGACAGUUCUACCAAAAUGAGCUCAUUAUCUAUUGGGUUACAAGGCAUGAGGUCACAAGACAUAGAGUUGGUAAGCGGAUCUGAUCUCGAUCUCAAUGACUCGAAAAUGGAAAAAAGUCUGAAUGCGGAAGAAACUAUCAAGAAGGUGUUUGAAGAUGUACGCAAGGAUGGGUUCGACCCCAGACGCAUUGAGGCAGCUUUGCAUCAGACAGAGUUGGGCAAAAAACACAAAACUGCGGACUUUGGGCUGAAUCUGAUGCAUGGCCUGAGUUCCGGCUGGUUUAAUGGCAUAAAUCCUGCUGAUCUCUUGGAAAUCAAUAAGGUGAAUAUCGAAGAGCUAAGAGAAAAAAUCAAAUCCGGUCCAUUCUUCCAGUCCCUGGUCGAAAAACAUUUCCUCAACAAUCCUCACACUCUCACCUGCAUAAUGGAACCCGAUCCAAACUUCACCGAGAUCAUCAAUGCCGAAGAAUCGAAGCGUCUAGAAUCGAGAAUAUCCACUAUGACGCCAUCCGAUCAAGAACAGGUUUAUGUGCAAUCUUUGGAAUUGCUCAAGAAACAAGAAGAGAAAGAGGAUCUAUCAGUGUUGCCCACGUUGAAGGUCGAGGAUAUACCAUUGGAGAUGCAAAGAUUCCCACUGCAUAUCGAUAAUAUCGACGGAUGUGAAGUACAAUGGAGAAAGACGGCAACUAAUGGGAUCACUUAUUUCAAGGCCUUUGACAGGAUCGAAGGUUUACCGGAGGAUUUGAGAUUGUACUUGCCUUUGUUCACCCAGGCAUUGACGUCAUUAGGUACGAAAAAAAAAACUAUGGCCGAAUUGGAAGAUGAAAUUCGUCUUUAUACGGAUCCCAAGACAUUGGAAACUUUAGAAACCUAUCGCCAAUCCAUCGACUGGGUUUUGAAUCGGAAGUUCACCCAACAGGAAAUCGAUGAGGCAAAAUUAUCAAUAUUUCAAGGUAUUGACGCGCCGAUAAGCGUUGCACAGGAAGGAAUGAUUUAUUUCGGCGAUCGAAUUUCUGAUGAUCUAAGACAAAGACGACGCGAACAGUUACUGAAUGUGACCGAAGAAGAUGUUAAAUCCGCGGCAAGCGCAUAUCUAAAACAACACGAGGCAACGAAGGAUUACUCUGUUGCCAUCAUUGGCGAGGAGAACGAGGAGAUUGAAAAAAAUGAUGAAUACAGUGUUUACAGGUUAAAGAUCGAUGGGAAUGGGGGUGAAGAAGAAGAUUAG